CCGAUCUCUCUCUCUCUCUUUUCCGUCGACCACCCUUGCCGCUGAACACCAACAGGGCAGCACCACCAUCCGGCCACCGGUCCACCAGCAUCCCGUCAUCUGUCUCCCGCAGCUGUGCUUUCAGGGCUCCGCGGGACGGCCGCUGGUAUCAGUGCCCUCGGCCGGAAAGGGGUGGCGCAUUCUCCAGCUCUUCUGCCUGGUUCCUGCAGUCUGCGCCCAGUUCUUCCGUUUGGUCCCUCCAGUUUGGGCCGACCACCCGGAGCAUUGCCUGUAAGGAUUCUGUCUAGCAAGUCGGAGGUUUCCUCUUCAAGAUGGGUAGACCUAGCUUCUGAGAUGCGGAAGUUAUACUAAUGGAAAUCAUUAUUGCCAUGGGAGAUUUCAGAUUUGGAUGCAUUUUCCCCCAGCUGCCACACGUGAAUAUGCUUCAUUAGUGGAUGAGGUUCUACUGUCAAAAGGAGAUUCACAGGAGUUUAUCAUGUCCAACUGCUUCUGUUUCAUAAGAAUGUAUUGGCAGGCAUCAUCUUCUUAUCUAUCAAUAUGAAAGGACUGUUCUUUUUUCUUUCUCUUACCAAAUUUUUAUAUACAACUAUUAAGGACUCGGUUGAUUGACUUAUUUCUAUGAAACACUUAAUAGUCAUAUAUUUAGAUAGAAAUUGUUUAAUCUUUUGAAGAUUGGAGUAGGACGACUGAUUGCUGAAUACUGUCUACAAAUAUAUUUUGAAGCCAGUUAAACGAGUUGACAAGUUAAACGAGUUGAGUUAAAUGAGUUAAGUUAAACGACAUGACUAAAUGACUUACACAAGUUAAAUGAGUCGAGCUCGAGCUCUUGUUGAGCUCCACAUAGCAAGCUCGAGCUCAAUUCGACUACACAAGAUCGAGCUCGAGCUUGAUGUUGUGUAGUCGAGUUGAGCUCGACUCGAGUUUGAGAUGAUCCCGGGCGCAGCUCGAGCUUGACUCAGCUCCUGUGCAGCCCUAAAUUGCAUCUUUACUUAAUUACUCAAUGUAGGGAAGUCUUUCUUGCUUGUUCCCUUGGAGGUCAUUUGAUAGCAACGACAUUAUGCGAAUGUUUGAUGAAUCUGCCAGGAAUACUUGAACUAGUAUGCUAUGAAUCUGCCCCAUCAGCGGGACAUUAACAUAGUGUGCCUACAGCUGAACAACCCUUUUGAGGUGCCCAUUUUAUAUGUUAGUGAAGAAUUACACAAGAUAGCAUGACAUCUUAGGCGUGCCUAUGAUUGGGGUGAUGAGUUUCCCAUGCAAUAAUUUCUAGAUCCAAGUACUAUUGAAUCCAAGCUUCCAGGCAAAGCUUAACUACUGAAAAUUUUCUCAUGGAGAAUUUGUUUAUCAUAGUUCUUAUGUCUUUUCUUAAACAUGAGUAAGAGCCUUUUUGCUUCUAAAGUUUCAUUCGUUGUUUGAAAGAACUAUGCAAUAUUAGUUGCAUGUGUCAUUAUUCUUACUGAAUAAAAGAGAUCUUUAACAUGCAUGUAGAAUUCUUUAACACUAAUUUUCCUAGUUUAUGGGGUUACUUGGUUUUUAUUAUUUGAGAUAUGAUUUGGUUUCUGGUUUCUUAGUCGCAUCACAUGUAUCAUUUCUCCUGCAUGCAUGACUACUUUUGCAUCAAUUAUUAGCAUGAGCAUAGAUUUACUUGAAAAAAGACUUUUAUGGUUCUAAGCAACUAAGUGCAGACCUUGCUCGCACAUGCAUAUGCAUGCAACUGUGAUAACAUAGAUGUUCAAUUAUGCCAUUCAUCUACUUGUUCAUUCUCUCUCUUAGUUAUGCAGCAUUAUAAUGGUAGAAGGCCUUUGUUAUUUUCUACAUAUAUGGUAGCAAGAUUUAAAGGAGAAGUUAUGUAUGGAUGAAUCAGAACUGAUUUUUUGUUUCAAUAAUAAAGCAAUAUGAUAAAUCUCUAGGCCGAUUGCAUGACUUAAGUUGGAUAUGAUAAAGAAUUUUGAACCCAGUCCUACUAGUAAAAUCAUGGUUGAUAGAAAAUACUAGAAAACAUUAAUUAGUGAAAGAUUUGAACUGGACUGCACCUUGCCUGAGUUUCAAAAAUUGUAUAUUUUUUCUAACGUUAUAUGCAAUUGAAAGUUUCAUAAUUGAUCUAGUAACAGGUUUCAAAAAAAUCCGUAACACUCUUUUACCAGCUUUGGAUAAUCAGUUUAAUGAGUUUCAUAUGAUCAGCUCUUAUACGUCUUAUAACUAGAAUUGCUGACCGUCUUCAAAAAUAGAUAUGAAACUAAACAUGCGUGUAAAAGGAAAACCUAGUUUCUAAUGACUGCUUAUUACUAUUGCUUUUCUCUACUAAGUUAACAAUCCUUGGGUAGAUGAUUCAAUGUAAUAUAAUUGACUAUGGUCAUCAAGAGGUAGCUUGGUCAUUUACCAUGACAAACAGUGUUCUGUGCUUACUGGGCUCAGGUAGCCAUGGUCUUUUUUAAACUGAACUUGUCUUUGUAAUUUUUCAGAAUGUAGGUCUUCUGCAAAUAAGACGAAAUGGAAGGUUGCUCGGGUAAAUCCUUCCUUAUAUAUGAAAGCAAGAUUCAGACUCGGGCGUGAUAAAGUGAGAUGGAAGACGCAACAGAUGGUGUGAAUUAUGAGAUUUGGAGGGCUUGUGGAGGAUUGACAGUUAGGAUUCCACUAGUGAAGUCCAAGGUUUACUAUUUCCCGCAGGGCCAUGCCGAGCAUGCCUCCUCCCCUCCAUCCAUCACCGGCUGCCCUCCCGUUGUUCCUUGCCGUCUCGACUCCGUUUGCUUCUGUGCAAACCGGGAAACCGAUGAGGUCUUCGCCAUCUUCAGCAUGACUCCCAUUUCAUCGUCACUUGGCUUCUCUAGCGGUUCAGAAGUCGACGCGGCAGAUUGCGGCCUUGCUGUGGUGUCCUACUCCAAGGUUCUGACCCAGAGUGAUGCGAACAACGGUGGUGGCUUCUCUGUGCCACGAGCUUGUGCUGACUCGAUCUUCCCACCGCUCAACUUUGACGCUGAUCCGCCAGUUCAAACAAUCAAUGUUCGAGAUGUGCACGGCACCACUUGGGCCUUUCGCCACAUUUACCGCGGAACACCACGGCGCCAUCUCCUCACCACGGGGUGGAGCAAGUUCGUCAAUAGCAAGAAGCUCGUUGCUGGAGACUCGAUCGUCUUUAUCAGGGCUGCCUCUGGUGCGAUCUUCGUUGGCGUUCGACGAACGACGUGGGGCUCAAGCUGCGGUGAGGUGACUCUGAAGUGGAACGCCCAGUUUAAGGACUGCCAGAGGAUGUUAGAAGAGGCAGAGUCGUCAUCAUCGACAUUACCGCAGGGGUUCUGGCGCCGAAAGGGGAGGGUCACUGCCACAGCGGUGGAGGAGGCAGCAGCGCGUGCAACAGACAACCGUUCCUUCGAAGUUGUGUACUAUCCAAAGGCCGGAGCACCGGAAUUUUGCGUGGGAGCAGAGUUGGUGGAGGAGGCGAUGAAGCUAAGCUGGGCAGCAGGGAUGAAGGUACGGAUUCCGCUGGAGACAGAGGACUCUUCGAAGACGAGCUGGUGCACCGGCACCAUAGCAGCCGUUAGCGUCGCCGAUCCUGUUGCCUGGCCUAACUCCCCUUGGAAGAUUCUGCAGGUGACUUGGGACGAACCAGAGAGCUUGCCUAACGUCAAGAGGGUCAGCCCAUGGGAGGUUGAGAUGGUGUCCACCAUGCCACAGAUUGCCCUUCCUCAGUUAUCCUUCCAGAAGAAGAAAUCAAGAUUCCUAGAGAGCCCUGACCCAGCAGCAGCAGAGACAGAUGGCGUCAGCACUUCCUAUUCUCCAAUGGCAGCUCUCGAUCCGGCGAUGAGCUGCUUGAUCCCACCAUUGAUAAACUACAACAGCUUCCCCCCCUCAGGCAUGCAGGGAGCCAGGCAUGACUCGGUUUUUCCGAGCACUUUACACGACUUCUCGACACUGAUCAAGACCCACCACCGUUCAUUUUCCGACAGUCAUUUUGGCAGGAGCAGCAGCACUUUCCCAAACUGGAAUUAUGGAUCCGCAGACCGGUCCUCCAGCACAUGCAGGUUCUCCCAGUCCGAAUGGUCAUCGCCAGAGAGCUGUAGCCCUGUGCAGAAUCUGGAAAUUGAUCAUAGGGGCGAGAGGCAAUCAAGGAGCUUGCCUAAGGGUUCUGGCGGCUGCUUCCUUCAGCUAUUUGGGAAGACCAUAUGGACUGAGCAGAACAUCGAGACUAACCGAAUGCCAUAUGCUGGUGUCCCGGCUGCCAUCACAAAGCAAGUUGCAGAGUGUACCGAGUUGAGCAACCAUGGAUGGUCGGACCAGCAGCCACUGGAAGCGGAUCAGCUUCAUCAUAUAGGAACAGAGGAUGGGCAGGACGAGUUCUCAAGCACUAAUGGCUGUAGAGUGUGUAAGGUCUACAAGGAAGAGGAGGGCGAUAGCCCUGGGCGGGCCUUAGACCUCUCCACGUUUUGCUCGUAUGAGCAGUUGUAUCAAAAAUUGUCCUUGAUGUUUGAUAUCGAUGAACCUCAGUUGUGCAAGCGUUUGUUCUAUAGAGAAAGCACUGGGUCUUUGAGGCAGCCAGGCGAACAGCCGUUCAGGGAUUUUGCGAAGAUGGUGAGGAGGCUGAUGAUCAUUUGAUAUGAACAAAUGACAUGGAGUGCAAGAUUUUCCGAUGCCAUAUGUUCUAGCUAAAAAAAUAUACAUCUUGUUUGAAACAAAGAUCUGGAAUUGACUCUUGGGAUGUUUGACUUGUAGUGACUUUGAUGAUGUUUGGUUUGUGGUGACUCUUAGGAUGUAUGGUUUGUCUUAGUGGUUGUUCCUAGCAUGUUAGUAUAUAUAGCACUAAGUGUUUUAACUUUAGAUGCAAAAAAUUAUGUCGGGUUGUAGGCCUUUUUUAGUGAGAAAGUUGAGGUAAUUAUGCGACUUCAAAUUGUGCCUGUUUUAAACUAUCUUGUUCAAGUAUAUUUUAUGGAUAAUCUCUUGCAUUUA
Messenger RNA from Nymphaea colorata (pocket water lily), 4938 nucleotides. RefSeq names its product auxin response factor 10-like. The coding region runs from base 2560 to 4587 and encodes 675 amino acids. The transcript has 6 exons. Lineage: Eukaryota; Viridiplantae; Streptophyta; Magnoliopsida; Nymphaeales; Nymphaeaceae. Gene Ontology annotation, molecular function: protein binding; DNA binding. The record is from RefSeq and is a predicted model, not a curated record. Gene Ontology annotation, cellular component: nucleus. Gene Ontology annotation, biological process: regulation of DNA-templated transcription; response to hormone.